CAAUUAUUCUUAGAAAUUGACAUACAAUUCCCCCCUCCGAAGAACCGAUGUUAUCAGUUAACCGGAAAAAUAGUAAGGGAAAAAUUUCAAAUAACCUGAAAUCCGUAUGAUUGGAAAAAAUCUGCUGAAAGAAAUCAGUUGAAACAAAUCUGUAAAGUGGGUUUAAACAGGCUAGUAGAAUACAAUAACGUUUAUUCCACCCCAUUACACGCAGAACUUCCAACCUACAACACCAAGUCUUUUAGUUUAAUUUUUAAUUUGUACCAAGUCACAGAAACCGGAACGAGGGGAAAGAACGCUAACUCGGCCGAAGCCUAUUUAGUCAUUGGCCUGAACUGGGAAGUCUGCUCCCGCCACAGGCAGAAUGAAAGUGCCGUUUCCGGGUUUGGCUGGUUUUUUCCCUGAGGUGCCGCGGCUGAAGGGGAAAGGGUGAGAAUGCAGGCGGCAGUUUGGGGUCUGCGCUGCUCCAGUGCUGGGAGGGCUGCGUGGGAGUCGCUGGCUAGUGGCUGAGGAGCCCCCGCCCUGUCUUCGGCCAGCUUUCGCAGACGCGGCCCGGUCAUGGUGGCCCCCCGCGAGCGCUUUGGACUCCUGGUCUUGUUUCUUUGGGUUUGGAGAUCUGCUGAAACAGAAGUGAUUGGCAUAAUAGGAAGCAGUAUUGAAUUGCAGUGCUCUUAUCCAGAAGAAGAAUCCUUAAACUACAAUAGGAAUAGAAUAUCAUGGCAAAUAAAAGACAGGUUUUCAUGCUUUGUAGCUGGUUAUUUUCCUAAUGAAAAUAUGGAAGCGCACCAGUGUGAAGAAUUCAAACGACGGACUCUAUUAAAUGAGCCAAAACAAGGCAGUGCUUCUUUGCAGUUGUCAAACAUCAGGAUAGCAGAUGAAUUUAUCUAUCAGUGCAUAAUACAGAAAAAAAUAAAUGGACAGUUUAAACUCAUUCAUAAUGAAUCCAUAUCUCUCAAAGUGGCAGCAAAUUACAGCAAACCAGUAAUAACAGGUCCUGUGCAGCUCGGAGAAGAAAUAAUGUUUAUGUGCAAUUCAAGCCAUGGCUAUCCAGAGCAAAGGCUUUAUUGGAUAAAUGAAAUGGACAACAGCACCAUGAACAUAACUGUGCAGUUCACCAAAGAGCUUGAUGGGUCUUUCAGUGUGUUCAGUACAUUGAAGAUGAAAGUAGCUUCUGAUAUAAAGUUAGGGUGUACAAUUGAACAUAAGCAACUGCAUCAAAAUAUUACUACCACAAUUGAUUUAACGAAUUCAUCAAACAGCCCUAUAAUUUAUAACAAAUAUCAUGAAAGAGCUGCAGCCUUCAGCAUUCCAAUUGCUGUUCUCAUACUUUUUAUUGCAUGCAUAAGCUGGAAAACAUAUAAGCAUUUUCUUCAAACAACAUAUACUGCUCCUGUGGAAGCAGUAAAUUUCCAGGGGCCAUAGGUUCCCUGGGAACAUAUCAGAUGACACUGCAGCCCAACCUUGACGAAUUCCUUUACGUAAUGGACAUAGUGUGGUUUAUGAAACUAAAAACUGAACGUUCCCUGCAAAUAACAAAGUUCUAAUGAAAUUUGGCUGAAAAUCAACUGAAGUCAACUUUCAGCUGCGUCUACAAUGGAUUGGAGAUAAAGGCAAACUUCUAAAUAUGGUUUUUGACAUGUAAAGUUUUUGGAUCCCUGUAUUUUGUGUUGGUUUUAAGCCGUUAGUGUUCGGAGUCAACGGUGGGCAAUCUCAGCCUUUGCAGCAUAAGGUCCAAAUUUUGAUUGCUUUCUUAUGCUCAUUGGAUGCCCCUCUUAAUUAGAGAAUCUAAAGACCAUAUUGGAGAUUUCACGGGCUUACAUGCGCUACAAACAUUGUAAAUUAUGAAUGGCACCACUGUUACCGAUUAUCUGGCAGAGGUCUCUGAUUGAGUUGGCCAUAUCUGAUUGACUAUAUUGCCACAUCAAGAAAUCUGCUUCUCAGUUCUCCAGUUCUAUAUUGUAUCAUCCCAAGAGUGAUCACUGUCCCAACAAAUUGCUUUUGGAGUCACCGUUUUGGAUAUACAACCUAUUCCAUCUAAAAAUUUCCUAGAACAAAUACAAACACAAUUGACAAGUCAGAUUAAGGACAAAGGAACCCAAAUGCUCUCUCAAUGAGCCACUUCCACUGCGCAGAGCUGUUCUACAUCAGUGUUCCCUAAUUUUUCCCAGUUGGCAGCCUGGCACCGGGGGGGGGGGGGAAGAGGGGAUGGUUUUGUGCAAGGCGAAUGUGUACACCUGCCAUAAGCUUGAGGGGGGCUGCAAGCGCCAGUACAUGCUGCCAGCACGGGGGGACUAUGAGUGCCGGUGCACAUUGUGGGCUGCAAGUGCCGGCAUACUCUGCUUGCAUGAUGUAGGCUGUGUAUGUGCCCACCACUCACAUGGCCCAGUUGCGAAUAUAGGCCGCAGCCGGAGGUUGGAGACCUGUUCUAGAAAAUAGGUCCCCCAUCAAACUUUGCCAUUUUACAUUCAUCUAGUUCAACUUUGUCAGCCAAUUCUCUCUACUAGUCCAUCCAGUGAUAACAAGAAUCAGCACUCUUUUAACCAACUUUGGCUUGAUAAUAUGGGCCACGCAGCCAAGAAACAACUAUUUUCCUGCUUUAAAGGAAUAUUAAAAAAGGAUCCUCUCCUACUCAGGACCUGCUUAGGACCUGCUCCUCUUCAAGAAGAAAUAUAAACAAUUAUUGUAGACAAAGAAGGUAGUCUUGUAUCUCUUGGAAUCUUGGAGUCUUGGAAUAAAGUAAUUUUUGUUACUCA
Messenger RNA from Ahaetulla prasina, 2753 nucleotides. It is a transcript of the gene ICOSLG, whose product is annotated as inducible T cell costimulator ligand. Lineage: Eukaryota; Metazoa; Chordata; Lepidosauria; Squamata; Colubridae. The coding region runs from base 559 to 1422 and encodes 287 amino acids. The transcript is spliced from 6 exons. The record is from RefSeq and is a predicted model, not a curated record.